This is a messenger RNA of Ictalurus furcatus (blue catfish), 3480 nucleotides long. Its product is annotated as acetyl-coenzyme A synthetase 2-like, mitochondrial. Bases 147 to 815 code for a protein of 222 amino acids. Gene Ontology annotation, cellular component: mitochondrion. Gene Ontology annotation, molecular function: acetyl-CoA synthetase activity. The transcript is spliced from 7 exons. Gene Ontology annotation, biological process: acetyl-CoA biosynthetic process. Lineage: Eukaryota; Metazoa; Chordata; Actinopteri; Siluriformes; Ictaluridae. The record is from RefSeq and is a predicted model, not a curated record.
CCCAUUAAUCAUGAGGCGUGGGAUUGGUUCUACAAGGUGUGGGGGAAGGACGAUGCCCUCUAGUGGACACGUGGUGGCAGACAGAGACGGGCGGAGUGUGUAUCGCACCACGGCCUGCAGAACCCGGCGCUGAAAUACGACCUGCCAUGGCCAUGAGGCCUUUCUUUGGCAUUCAGCCUGCAUUAUUGGACGAAAAGGGCCGAGUCCUGACGGGAAAUGAUGUCAGUGGCGCUCUGUGUAUCGGCAAACCGUGGCCCGGAAUGGCCAGAAGCAUUUUUGGAGAUCAUCAGAGAUUUGUAGAUGCAUACUUUAAAACUUAUCCUGGUUAUUAUUUUACGGGUGAUGGCGCGCACCGGACAGCAGACGGUUAUUACCAGAUCACCGGACGGAUGGAUGAUGUCAUCAACAUCAGCGGCCAUCGCCUGGGUACAGCGGAGAUCGAGGAUGCCCUGGCCGAGCACCCGGAUGUUCCCGAGGCUGCCGUCGUCGGAAUUUUUCACGACGUUAAAGGAGAAGUUCCGUUUGCGUUUGUGGUUCUAAAGGAGAAUGGGUUGAAGAACCAGGAGGACGUGGUGAAGGAACUGAGACAGAUGGUGGCCAAAAGCAUCGCCAAAUACGCCGUGCCUGACCACUUCCUGGUGGUGAAGCGUCUCCCGAAGACUCGCUCCGGAAAAAUCAUGAGGAGAAUUCUCCGGAAGGUGGCGAUGGGGCAGGUGGACAGGCUCGGGGACGUCUCCACGCUGGAUGACCCCUCUGUAGUGACCGAGCUCAUCGAUACUUAUCAGAGCUACAGGAACCGAGCGGCGACGGCGUGACAUCACAGGGUGGGGGGCGGCGGGCUUUUGACAGGAAGGUCAUCUGACAGACAGGAAGUGAGGGAGAUGGUAAAGAUGUGGUAGAGUGUAUGUUUGUAAUAACACUUUAAUGACCUGUAUGAUAUGAUUACGUCAUUCUUCAUGGAUACGGGUCAUAUCACAAAUCCGGCAUUAAACCCCGAAACUAACUCUCACACACACACACACACACACACACACACACACUCACACACACUCACACACACUCACACACACUUCCUCAGUGUGUUAAUCAUCAUCUUAUACGAGGGAAGAAUUAUGGAAUCGUUUGUGUGUGUGUGUGUGUGUGUGUGUGUGUCUAAUAUAAAUAUGUGUUGAUAAUCAGACACCUGAUAGACCAGAAUAUUUCAGAACCCAGGUUACAGCUGAGUUACACUACCUCUGUGUGUGGUUUAGGACGCAGCCGAGGUCAUGACACUGACGCUGUUCAUACUGGAUUUUAUUUUAGAUCAAUUAGAGAACGUAAACUGAAGAAAAAAACCUGUGAUAAUAUUAUAAACUGUGAUAAAAUGGUUAAGUUACUUACUGUGAUAUCAAAAUAUACAAAAAUAUCAGCGCACAUGAGGCCACGCCCACAGCCACACCCACACAGGUUAGAGCUGUGAGAUAACGAGGCGUGUCGUCAGGUCAAACACUAACGAUAACUGACUAAAGCUCUCAUCAGAACUGUGAUCUUAUAACCCUUCAUAAUGCGUCAUAAACUCCACCAGAGCGCUGCGCACUCCUCCAUCUAAACAAUUAUAAAACAUGACGGAGCGCUUCAACUAAACCGUCUCGUAUUUUACUCAAAAUGUUUUCCUCGUUAUGAAGUGUUCCUUAAUUUAUUAUCAUAAAAAUACUGAAAUGAACACAAACGUUAAACACUGUUCUGUACUGUGAACAUUCUUAUAAACUCUUUAUAAAGCCUCGUAAACUCCAGGACAUUUCAGAUUAUAAACUCUUUAUAAAGCCUCGUAAACUCCAGGACAUUUCAGAUUAUAAACUCUUUAUAAAGCCUCAUAAACUCCAGGACAGUUCAGAUUAUAAACUCUUUAUAAAGCCUCGUAAACUCCAGGACAGUUCAGAUUAUAAACUCUUUAUAAAGCCUCGUAAACUCCAGGACAUUUCAGAUUAUAAACUCUUUAUAAAGCCUCGUAAACUCCAGGACAUUUCAGAUUAUAAACUCUUCAUAAAGCCUCGUAAACUCCAGGACAUUUCAGAUUAUAAACUCUUUAUAAAGCCUCGUAAACUCCAGGACAUUUCAGAUUAUAAACUCUUCAUAAAGCCUCGUAAACUCCAGGACAGUUCAGAUUAUAAACUCUUUAUAAAGCCUCGUAAACUCCAGGACAGUUCAGAUUAUAAACUCUUCAUAAAGCCUCGUAAACUCCAGGACAGUUCAGAUUAUAAACUCUCCUCCAUCAGAAGGAGAAAUCCUAAGGAUUGUUAAUAUUAUUUAUAAACGAUUAUAGUGAAAUAAGGAGAAUGAUUACAUUCAUACACAGUUAUAACGUUUACCAGCCGCAGUGGAGGACUUAAGACUUUGUUAAGACGUUGAGACUUCAUUAAGACUUUAUUAUUAGAGUUUAUAAAAACUUUCUGAAGUAUUAGAGAUAAAAUAGAAGUAAAUGAUGUCACAGUUAUAAUGCUUUAUGACCACAGGGUGUAGAGAGAGUUACUGUACUUACGUUAAAUAAGCAAUAAUAAAAUAAACUGCAUUAAUGAAAUAAAUCUGAUUUAUUCUCUUAUCGUGUGAUUAUAUUAUAAUCUCUCAGCUGUGAAGAUGGAAAUUUGUCCAACAGAACGUGUUUAUGUUUAAUCGGAAUUUUAAAAAAUAAUUUCUGUUUGUUUUCUCUCAAUCUGACGAUUUCACCUCUGACCCCAGAACCCUGAGGUCAAAGGUCAAAAAGAGGAGCAGAGUGAGCGGCUAAUCAGAACGAUUAAUGAGUCGUCUAAUUAAAGAUUUUCUUCAUCUCCUCUUUCCUCCAGUUUAAAGUGUUCCCUCUCUACCUCUCUCUUUCUCCCUCUUUCAUUACAUUACAUUAUAUUAUAUUUAUUCAUGUAGCAGACACUUUUAUUCAAAGAGAAUUACAAGUGAGAAAAUACAAGCAAGGAGAUACAUCAAGCAGAGAACAAUACAAGUAGUGCUACCGUACAAGAUCUUUAACUGAGUUCCAGAAGAAGCAAAGUGCACAGUUUCAAGUGUUUCCUCUCUCCCUCUUUCUUCCUCUUUCUCUCUCUUUCGCCCUCUUUCUCCCUCUUUCUCCCUCUUUCUCCCUCUUUCUCCCUCUUUCUCUCUCUUUCUCCCUCUUUCUCUCUCUUUCUCUCUCUCUCUGCACAGUAAACCUGCCUCUCUGAACUGCUCGUGUUUGUGAUUGAAUUAUUUCGGAUCGGUCAUACAGUUUAAAGCUGAUAACCUGUGAUGAUGAUGAUAUGAUGAUGUGAAGAUGAUGAAGUGAUGAUGAUAUGAUGAUGAAGUGAUGAUGAUAUGAUGAUGAUGAUAUGAUGAUGUGAAGAUGAUGAAGUGAUGAUGAUAUGAUGAUGUGAAGUGUGUAAAAUGGGACACGGAUUUAGGAGCUGAACUUUAAUGCUUUAUUUACAGUCUGGAACUGUGUUUAGAACUUUCAAAUAAAAUCCAUCUGAUUAAUGA